GCGGGGCCUGGCCCUAAUAAGGCUGGCGUCCCGGCGGUGGGGUCUGCGCCUCGCCUCUCCUCGCCUCGGCCAUGUGGCUCCGCUUCGCCCCCCUGCGCCUGCCGCUCCGACGGCGCCUGCAGACGGCCGCCGUGCUCCAGUGGGUCUUCUCCUUCCUGGCUCUGGCUCAGUGCUGCCUGGGCCUCUUCGUGCUGCUGCUGCUGGGCGAGGGCUGGGCGCUGGCCGUCCUUUACGCCGCCUGGCUCUACCUGGACUGGGAGACGCCCGCCCGCGGGGGGCGCCGCUCGGCCUGGGUGCGCCGCUGGGCCGUUUGGCGCCACUUCCGCGACUACUUCCCCAUCACGCUGGUGAAGGUGGCGGACCUGGAUCCUGCGCGCAACUACCUCUUCGGCUUCCACCCCCACGGCGUGCUGGUGGCGGGGGCCUUCGGCAACUUCUGCACAGAGGCGACGGGCUUCCAGGAGCUCUUCCCUGGCCUCACCCCCCACUUGCUGAUGCUGCCCUUCUGGUUCAAAGUGCCCUUCUUCCGAGACUACAUCAUGAGCGGGGGGCUGGUGUCCUCUGAGAAGGCCAGCGCCUCCUACCUGCUCAGCAAAGAAGGCGGGGGGCAGGUGGCGGUGGUAGCGGUUGGGGGGCCACCGGAGUCUCUGGACGCCCGCCCUGGGGCUUUCACCCUCCAAAUCCUGGGCCGCAAGGGCUUCAUCAAGAUGGCGCUGCAGCAUGGAGCCGCCCUGGUCCCCGUCUUCUCCUUUGGGGAGAACGAGCUCUUCAAUCAGAUUCCCAACCCAGAGGGCUCCUUCCUCCGCACUGCGCAGGAGCGGCUGCAGAAGGCCAUGGGGCUGGCGCUGCCCCUCUUCCACGCCCGAGGGGUGUUCCAGUACAGCUUCGGCCUUCUGCCUUUCCGGAGGCCCAUCCAUACUGUGGUGGGGGCCCCAAUCCUUGUGCCCAAGACUCCCAGCCCGUCUCCGGAAGCCAUUGACCAGCUGCACAAGACCUACCUGGAGAAACUCGUCCAGCUGUUUGAAGACAACAAGGUCAAGUUUGGAGUGCCUGAAAACAAACAUCUCAACCUGAUCUAGAAGAGGGCUUUGAGCGGGGAGGGGGGGGGCCUUGGCCUCGGCCCCUUCCUGGACUGAACUCUUUGGCCUUGUGGGGAGCAAUCGCUGCCGUCACUGGAUGAAAGGAGACCUUCUCAGAAGUAGAGGGUCCUCUGCAGGGGGCACAGGGCGUGGGCAGAGGACAUCCCAGAAAUGGCAUCCAGGCACCUGUGUGUAUGGGAGCGGGAGGGGGUGGGCACGGUCGUGGGGGUGGGACUUUCAGAGCAUGACACCCCUCCCCCUUUUGGUUGUUUGCUUUCCAGUGAAAUAAAGUGGGAACAGAGGUGGUUGUGCCAUUCUCUGGUCUCAGCUCCUGCAG
Molecule: messenger RNA, 1416 nt
Organism: Sphaerodactylus townsendi
Lineage: Eukaryota; Metazoa; Chordata; Lepidosauria; Squamata; Sphaerodactylidae
Product: 2-acylglycerol O-acyltransferase 2-B-like
Exons: 6
Coding region: 72-1079 (335 amino acids)
Biological process (GO): diacylglycerol biosynthetic process; triglyceride biosynthetic process
Cellular component (GO): endoplasmic reticulum membrane
Molecular function (GO): diacylglycerol O-acyltransferase activity
Source: RefSeq, a predicted model, not a curated record